AUGUAUAAAAUAUUGAUCUUUGCUGCUGCUUUCAUUGGCAUAGUUUAUGGCCAAGAACAUUUUCCACCGGUUUCGUACGGUGAAGCAUGUGUCACACAAGGAUUUCAUUCUGGUCAUCAAGCCGUAGAUAUUGGUUCAUAUGGUGCUAAACGAGUUAAUUUAUAUGCCAUUUGGGAUGGAACAGUCAUUGGUGUUUGCAAUGGUGCAGGUGACUUUGAUCAAAGUCGUUGUGGUGCUUGUGGUAAUCUUGUUGAAAUUCAACAUAAUACAGUUAAAGUUCUCUAUUGUCAUAUGACUGCCAAUUCGAUCAGAGUAUCUGUUGGUCAACGAGUUGCACGGGCACAAGUGAUUGGUUUAAUGGGUACAUCUGGACAGUCAACUGGUGUUCAUGCGCAUAUGCAAGUCAGGGAAAUCAAUGGUGGUCAAUUACGGGAUAUUCGUACUCGUCUUGGACUUAAUGGAUGGAGAACAUGUUAA
This is a messenger RNA of Adineta ricciae, 477 nucleotides long. The record is from the annotation of a GenBank genome assembly. Lineage: Eukaryota; Metazoa; Rotifera; Eurotatoria; Adinetida; Adinetidae.